AUGCCAGACACGAUCACACCACGACGAGCGGAAAAUAAAUUUGGACGUCGUCAACCACCAUCCACUGUUGACAAUGAUCAAUAUACACCGAGAACCAAUGGAAAUGCGUAUCCAAAAAAGUCACAAGCAUUUUACAUCGAUACAAAGGAUGAUCAUCAACCGAUGGAUAAUGAUCCGCCGCCAUUUAGAUCCUAUUCGCCACCGAUCCGUGGUUCGUUUACUCCGUCGACUACUGCUCCGGAAAUGUAUCAUUUGAAAGCAGCGGAAAACAAUCAUGAAAUUCGAAGUCGCCAUCAAUCACCCAUCGUGACAAACAACAAUAGAAUUACACCAAUACCGCUGGGCAAUUUUUCCGACCAGAAACCAGAAAUGUAUCAUUUAAAAACAUCCGAUGAGCCUAUUCGACGAACACCUUCUGCUCUGAACGAUCAUCCAAAAACGAUUUUCAAUGAAGAAAAAAAGACACAUUUCGAUGAUCACGAGAAGAAAAAACCGACAAUGUACUUUCUGAUGAGUAAUCAAGAAAAUCUACCCGUCUCACGUCGAACACCAACUCCUCCCAUUCUGGAAAGCAAACGAUCUCAACCUGCUCCCUACGAAACUGUGCGUGUACGCCCUGAAUAUCCGCCUGCACUUCUCGCCACCACUACAAAUACUCGUCAUAUAUCAUUAACACAUUCGAAAGCAUCGGAAAGUAUUCAACGAAGUAUGAACAAAUAUCGAUUUGGCGGUCAUUAG
This is a messenger RNA of Rotaria socialis, 738 nucleotides long. Lineage: Eukaryota; Metazoa; Rotifera; Eurotatoria; Philodinida; Philodinidae. The record is from the annotation of a GenBank genome assembly.